CUCCCUCCCCUCCCUUCAACGCAUGCGCAACCAACCCAGCACCCGAUCCUUCCGCUAACGGUGCAUCUCGGGGUCUGGGGUGGGACGGCGGAGCGGCGGCGAUGUGGUGGGCGGCUAUGGCGGCGUGUCUGACUUGCCUCCUAGUCCCGCUGCCCCUACCCUGCGCAGGUCAAACUAAUCUGAAAAGUCCCCAGGAUAUUCAGGUUUAUGCUGUAAACACAAACUUCACUUUAAGGUGGAACUACACGGGUAAUGAUACCGAUGUGACGUUUUCUGCAGAAUACCAGUGGCUUGAAAAUUUUUAUCCAAAUGAAAUGGAAUGGAUGGAGUUGCCUGGGUGUCAAAAUGUUACUGGCAUGGAAUGUGACUUUUCCUCAGCAGUAACUGAAUACUAUGACACACAUUAUGUGCGUGUAAGGGCUGAAAGGAAGGAAGAAGUGUCUCCGUGGUCUAGCAUUUUUGAAAUGAUUCCAUAUUAUAUAGCUCAUAUCGGCCCCCCAGGAAUAUUGCUGAAGUCCAUAAAUGGAGCCAUAAAAGUUAAGGUUACUCCUCCAGAAGCAAACCAGGUCCAGAAAAUGUGGCUAGCUGAUCUAAGUUUUAAAUAUAAUGCAGUUAUCUGGGAAAAUUCAUCAAAUGCAGAGUUCAGAAGUCAAAUUAUUUUACCUAAUGCUGUAAUUGAUGAUCUUGCACCAUACACUACCUAUUGUUUGAAAGUUCAAGCAACUCUUCCUUUGGAAUUGAAAGAAGGCUUAUUCAGUCCCGUUCAUUGCAUAACAACUACCCGUAAAGUGAAUGAACUAUUCUGUGCAACAGAUGUGAAUGUUCUUGCUUUGAAUAUGAAAUUUCACCUGCAUUGGAACAAUCAGUAUAAAAAGCAUGUGAGCUACAAUGUACAGUAUCUAAUUGGAUAUCUAAAGAAACUUCAUGAUGAUUACUCAGGGAAGUGGCUCAAUGUACCUGGAUGUGAAAACAUCACUAAUACACAAUGCAAUUUCUCAUCUAUCAUCACAACUAUUUCUGGAUUUUAUUAUCUCCGCGUGCAGGCCACGAAUGAAUAUAAUAAAUCAUGUUUGUCUAAAGAAGUAAAAGUAGAUCCUCUGAUAACAAAUGAAAUUGGCCCUCCUGGUGUAAAGGUGGACAUCAGUCAUAAUUUGCUCCAUAUCCAGAUUUUUCCUCCUGGUGGAUCUGAGAGUGAAGUCAUGAGGGACCAUUAUAGCCUGUCUUACCAACUUCUGUAUUGGAAGAAUUCAUCAAAUGAUGAGGAGGGAAUAAAAAUGAAAGCGAUAAAACAGACCAUAGGGACAGUCUCUGAUCUGACACCCUCAACUUUGUACUGUGUAAAAGUACAAGCACUCUCAGAAGCUUACAACAAAAGCAGUCCUUUCAGCGAAGAGAAAUGCAUCAAAACACCUAGAGAAAAAAUUUUACCUGUGAUUAUUUUAGCAACAUUUGUAACUGCCUUGGUCGUUGCCUUGAGUGUGGCCACGCUGUUCGUUUUUGCUGUGUAUCAAGUCUACAAAAAAAUUAAAUACGUAUUCUUUCCAUCAUGCCCACCUCCUUUGAACAUAGAGGGUUUUGGGAGACAGCUCUUUAGUGAUCCUUAUCUGUCAACUGAAGAAGAGGCAACUGAAAAUUAUUCUGUAAUUGACUUUGUCAUCAUAGAAGAAGUAAAUCAAAUCGAUUUUAAAGACCACAAACCUUCUAAACAGAGCAGUCGAGAUUCAGGAAAUUAUUCUAAUGAUGACAAUACUUCAGGGGGCAAAGGGUCAGAAGAAUCACUAGAAAAAUAAACAGUGCAACUUCUAAGAAAAUUCAUAAGUGGGACUGGCAGCGUUAUAAACGCUUAACCUUUUUUAUUAUGGAAGUCACAGCCUGAGGAAGACAGUGUGACUUGGGAAUCUUUGUCUUCAGGUUUUGAAAUCUGCACUUUCUUAGCGAGAAGCUAUAUUGCCUUCUCUGCUACAAGCUGGCUGAAGUUAAAACACAAUGGACUCCUUGUACCUUAUACCAUUUUGACUGACGUUUCAUUAUAUGAUGAAAAUAAUACCAGCUGCAUAAAGAAGAGCAGUUUUGUAUGCUUUAUGUGCUUGAACCUGAUACCCUCCGUGAAAGCCUAUUUUGCUGCACAGGCAGAGUUUCUCAGUAUCUUAAGGGGGGGGUCUUUUUAAUGCCAGUGUGUACUGUCACAGAAGCUGUAAAUUCUGAUGUUAAAACUUAAGAUGUUUUCAAAGGCAGAGGGAAACCGAUGCUGGAUACAAUUUUAAGAAGUUUUCUGACAUUCCCUUCCUCACCCUUUUCAGGGCAGUGUUUUUUGGCUCAGCAGGUCUAGAGUAAAAGAUGCAGAAAUCAAUGGCAGCUGCAGUGGGGUAGCUCCUCCGAGCUUCCUUGUAGAAUUCCUUGUAGCCAUGGCUACAGGAUGCUCUCCGUGCCCACUUGCUUAUUCAGGUAUGUUUCCCUGCAUCAGGGUGCUCAUCUGGGCAAAUAUGGAGAAGGGACAUGGCAGGAAGGAGGUUCAGUUCACUUUACAGGAAGAUUUCAGUGUGGAAUCUCUAUGUAAAUAGAGCUUGGGUCCAAUUGUUUUUCACUGUGCAAACACAAAUGUCCAAGCAAGAAGGACACUGCAAGAAGAAACUAACAAACACUGUUACUUUAAAUGACAAGGCAAGUUAAGAGGCAUAUUUUUUGAUUAAUUUUUUUUCCCUGUGGCUGCAUGACCAGAAAUGUAAACUGUUUACUUCUAAUUGAAUUGUCUUUAGAAAUGUGAGCCUCUUUUAGCAAGGAGGAAACGUCUGUUAUUAGAAGGACACACAUUGGAUUUAGAAAAUGCCUUUUAACAGAAUGGUGAGGAUGCUCGUCAUGCAAGUUUUUCAACGUAUUCUCACUUUGCCAACAGACUUUUCUUUGUACAAAUUGUAAGGAUAUGCUGCAAUAAUGUUUCAGUUUGCAUAACACUUUCUUGUGAAGUAAUUUUUUAAAGCAGUUUAUUUUUUACAAAGAAAUUGAUUUAGAGUAAACCACCUUUGAGCUUCAGGUAGGCUGUUGUUGAUUGUAACAAGCAAGUAUUACUGUUUAUAUUGAAUUAUUUUUUUUUAUUUUGAAGAUGUGAUCUAAUUUUAUAAAUUUUAUAUCCUUGUCUUCAUUGAAGAACAUAAUACAUUUUGCACAUUUUCUUGUCACUUUCUUGGUUUUGUAUGUUUUUGAUGUAGGGACAUUGAAGCUACAGCAUAGAUACAUAAAAAGUCCCAUGAGUCUUCAGUUACUGAUCUUCUGAAAAGAACCAAUGUGAAGAAUAUAAUCUAUACAUUUAAUUAGA
Calypte anna (Anna's hummingbird) is the source of this 3313-nucleotide messenger RNA. RefSeq names its product interferon alpha and beta receptor subunit 1 (gene IFNAR1). Lineage: Eukaryota; Metazoa; Chordata; Aves; Apodiformes; Trochilidae. The transcript is spliced from 11 exons. The coding region runs from base 102 to 1790 and encodes 562 amino acids. Gene Ontology annotation, molecular function: protein binding. The record is from RefSeq and is a predicted model, not a curated record.